Pichia membranifaciens NRRL Y-2026 is the source of this 1617-nucleotide messenger RNA. RefSeq lists its product as hypothetical. The record is from RefSeq and is a predicted model, not a curated record. Bases 1 to 1617 code for a protein of 538 amino acids. Gene Ontology annotation, cellular component: plasma membrane. The transcript has a single exon. Gene Ontology annotation, molecular function: dipeptide transmembrane transporter activity; allantoate transmembrane transporter activity. NCBI's taxonomy places the organism in Eukaryota, Fungi, Ascomycota, Pichiomycetes, Pichiales, Pichiaceae. Gene Ontology annotation, biological process: dipeptide transport; transmembrane transport; allantoate transport.
AUGACGGCCGAAACAGGGAAAGCAAUUGACGAGAACUACGGUAGGUCGGUGAAUUUGGCCGACAACACUGAUGUCGAUUCUACUUUUUCUAAGGAUAACAUCGGUACCGAAAACGUUAUCACUCAUGUUACAUCGAUCGAUGGUAAACUGAUUGACAUCACAGGUGACGUAGAUGAAGCAAUGGAGUAUGCAAUUGAAGCAGAGGCUGAAGAUGUGGAGCUUACGCAGGAAGAGGAGAAUAAACUUGUAUGGAAAAUAGAUUUUUAUCUACUACCUCUAAUCUGCCUAUUAUAUGCUGUCCAGUUUAUGGACAAGGUAUCAACGGGAUAUGCUGCUAUCAUGGGUUUACAAAAUUAUUAUCACAUGCAUGGGAACCAAUAUUCUUGGUGUGGUUCAGCCUUUUACUUGGGCUAUUUAAUCUUUGAAUUCCCAAUGAGUAUCGCAUUGCAAAGAUUUCCCGUUGCAAAAUUUGUCUCUGUCACUAUUAUUUUGUGGGGCUUGAUCAUCUGUCUACAUGCAACCCCUGCAAAUUAUGCUGGCUUCGUUACCUUGAGAACCAUUUUAGGUGUUUUAGAAUCUGCUGUUACUCCUGCAAUGGUCAUUAUCACUGGUCAGUGGUACAAGGCUGAUGAACAAUUUUUGAGAACAGCAAUUUGGUUUUCGUCAAAUGGUUUGGGCACCAUCAUUGGCAGUUCAAUUGCAUAUGGCCUAGCAAUAAGACCACACUCAUACACGUUGGAAUCGUGGAAGGUGUUGUUUAUUGUUAUAGGAUGCAUCACCAUUGCUGUUGGUUUUAUGAUUUUGAUCCACAUUCCAGAUCUACCUGUCAAAGCUUGGUUUUUGAAUGCCAAGCAAAGAAAACAAGUUGUGCUUAGAAUCAAAAGCAAUCAACAAGGGUUUGGAAACAGACAUUUCAAAUGGCAUCAGUUCAAGGAAGCAAUCAUGGACAUCAACACAUGGAUUUUCUUUUUCUUCUCAGUCGCCUUUCAAAUUCCCAAUGGUGCUCUAACAAAUUUUGGCUCACUUCUUUUGAAGGGUGUUUUUGGAUACUCUUCAACUCACACCCUAUUGAUGAAUCUUAUUGCUGGUGGUGUUGAGCUAGGUGGGUGUAUUUUGUUUGCCUGGCUUAAUAAAUUUAUUAACCACAAAAUGGGUAUGGCCACGUUCAUUGUUGGACUUUCUCUAGUUUCAUCUUGUAUGCUUGCAUUCCCUUUACAAAGUCCCCACGCCAGACUAGCUGGCUAUUACCUUUACAACUUAUGUCCCAUUGGAAUGAUUUGUUGCUUAUCGUGUUUCACAUCUAAUGUUGCUGGCCACACUAAAAAGCUCACAGUCAAUGCGCUAUAUCUUAUUGGAUAUUCUGUGGGUAACUUAAUUGGUCCACAAACUUUCAUCUCUUCUCAAGCUCCUAAAUACAGAGGAGGUCAAGUUGCCAUGGUUGUUUGCCUUGCUGUGUCUCUAAUUUUAAUUGCAUGGGUGUAUUAUAAUUACUGGAGUGAAAACAGAAGAAGGGAUAAACUGCAAGCCGAAGGUAAGCUUCAAAUCCCUCAUUUUGAAAAUUAUGAAUUCGCUGAUUUGACCGAUAAAGAAAACGUCUUAUUUAGGUACACAUUGUAA